This is a messenger RNA of Myiozetetes cayanensis, 4917 nucleotides long. It is a transcript of the gene NR3C1, whose product is annotated as nuclear receptor subfamily 3 group C member 1. Gene Ontology annotation, biological process: nuclear receptor-mediated glucocorticoid signaling pathway; regulation of DNA-templated transcription. Gene Ontology annotation, cellular component: nucleus. The record is from RefSeq and is a predicted model, not a curated record. Gene Ontology annotation, molecular function: DNA-binding transcription factor activity; zinc ion binding; nuclear glucocorticoid receptor activity. NCBI's taxonomy places the organism in Eukaryota, Metazoa, Chordata, Aves, Passeriformes, Tyrannidae.
GCGGUGCUGUCGCCGCCGCGGCCCCCGGAGGGGCGGCUAUUGACUCCCCCCCCCCAACCGGCUGCCGCCCCCCGCCACGGGUGCGAUGGCUGUGGGCGGCUGAAGGAGCCCCAGCGCCCUCCCCCGGACGAGUUAAUGGUAAAGUAAUGGAUUCCAAAGAAUUGCUUAACACGUCGGAUCAAGACGAAACAAGGAAAAAUGCUCUCAUCAGUACCAAAGGAGGGAUCGUGAUGGACUUCCAUCCACCCUUCAGGGGUGGAGCUACUGUCCAAGCCCCUGUGUCUACAUCUCCUCCCGCGUCUUCUCAGUCAGAUUCCAGUCAGCAACCUGCUUUGGCUGACUUCUCAAAAGGAUUAGGAAACAAUGUGCCUCAGCCAGACCUUUCCAAGGCAGUGUCGCUCUCGAUGGGACUGUACAUGGGUGAAACAGACACAAAAGUGAUGGGAAACGACCUUGGAUUUUCGCACCAGGGCCAAAUCGGCAUCUCUUCUGGAGAAACGGACUUCAGGCUCUUGGAGGAAAGUAUUGCAAGCUUGAACAAGUCCUCGAGCCUGGCCGAGGACGCAAAGGGAGCCGUGUCUUCUGAGGUGCCGCUCGAGCCGGAUUUCCCAGGCAUGGCCGGCCGCAGCGCCCCUUUAGAGUCGGGAACUGCAGUCCAAAGCCAGGUUGGCUCAAAUGGUGGCAACUUGAAGUUGUUUUCUGAAGACCAAAGCACCCUGGAUAUUCUCCAGGAUUUAGAAUUGCCACCAGUAUCGCCUGGCAAGGAACCCAACGGGAGCCCGUGGCGGCUGGACCCGUUGCUCGAUGAUGGUGGUUUGCUGUCCCCCAUAUCUGCAGAUGAUGCCUUUCUCCUGGAAGGAAAUCUCGGCGAAGACUGCAAGCCUCCCAUUAUAUCUGACACUAAACCCAAAAUUAAUGACCAUGGUGACCUUUUACCCAGUUCCAAAAUGCCAAUGCCUCAAGUGAAAACAGAAAAGGAGGACUUCAUUGAACUCUGUACUCCUGGCAUCAAGCAGGAAAACAUGGGCCCACUUUACUGCCAGGCCAACUUCUCUGGGUCAAACCUGCUGGGUACGAAAGUCUCGGCCAUCUCCAUCCACGGUGUCAGCACCUCUGGGGGACAGAUGUACCACUAUGACUUAAAUACUGCAUCACUCUCUCAGCAGCAGGAUCAAAAACCAAUUUUUAAUAUCAUUCCAUCUCUUCCUGCCGGGUCAGAAAAUUGGAAUAGGUGCCAGGGAUCAGGGGACGAGGCGUUGGCUCCUCUGGGAACACUCAACCUUUCUGGCAGACCUGCUUUCUCUAAUGGCUAUUCAAGCCCUGGAAUAAGAUCAGAUGUAAGCUCCUCUCCAUCCACAACCUCAGCUACUACGGGACCACCUCCCAAGCUCUGUCUGGUGUGCUCCGACGAGGCCUCCGGGUGCCAUUACGGGGUUCUGACAUGUGGCAGCUGCAAAGUGUUCUUCAAAAGGGCGGUGGAAGGGCAGCACAACUACCUGUGUGCUGGGAGGAACGACUGCAUAAUUGACAAAAUCCGGAGGAAAAACUGCCCUGCGUGUCGCUACCGGAAAUGUCUGCAGGCUGGCAUGAACCUUGAAGCUCGAAAAACAAAGAAGAAGAUCAAAGGACUGCAGCAGGGAAGUGCCACGGGAACACGGGAUGCUCCCGAGGCAUCCGGGAACAAGAGCAUCGUCCCCGCGUCGCUGCCGCAGCUGACGCCAACGCUGGUGUCGCUGCUGGAGGUGAUCGAGCCCGAGGUGCUGUACUCGGGCUACGACAGCACCCUGCCCGACUCCAGCUGGAGGAUCCUCUCCACCCUCAACAUGCUGGGAGGGCGACAGGUGGUGGCUGCAGUCAAGUGGGCAAAGGCAAUCCCAGGUUUCCGAAAUUUGCACCUGGAUGACCAAAUGACCCUUCUGCAGUACUCCUGGAUGUUCCUAAUGGCUUUUGCUUUAGGCUGGAGAUCCUACAAGCAAUCCAAUGGCAAUCUCCUGUGCUUCGCACCAGAUCUCAUCAUUAACGAGCAGAGGAUGAAUCUCCCAUGUAUGUAUGAACAAUGCAAACACAUGCUUAUGGUUGCCCGAGAGCUCUCACGGCUUCAAGUCUCCUACGAGGAGUAUCUCUGCAUGAAGACAUUGCUUCUCCUCUCUACAAUUCCCAAGGAAGGCCUGAAGAGUCAGUCUCUGUUUGAAGAAAUCCGGAUGACGUACAUCAAGGAGCUGGGCAAGGCCAUCGUGAAGAGGGAAGGGAACUCCAGCCAGAACUGGCAGCGAUUUUAUCAACUGACUAAACUGCUGGACUCUAUGCAUGAUGUGGUUGAAAAUCUUCUGAGCUUUUGCUUCCAGACAUUUUUGGAUAAAUCCAUGAGUAUUGAGUUCCCAGAAAUGUUGGCAGAAAUCAUCAGCAAUCAGAUACCAAAAUAUUCCAAUGGAAAUAUCAAGAAGCUCUUGUUUCAUCAGAAGUGACUGCCUUAACACAAAGGGUUGCCUUAAGAAACCGUCACUCGAUAGCUUUGUUUUGUAAAGAGAAAACCUACAGAACUUGUUCCUUUUGUCCUCGCAGCGGUGUUUCUUUUGUAAUUAUGCACUACAUGUGGUUUACAGAGGGCCAAGAGUUAGGCUGGAGAAGCAGUGGAUUUCUCCCAUUUGGGAAAGAAUUGGGGAGAAAGGAAAGGCAAAGAAAUCAUAAAUCGUAUUUGUAAGAAAUUUUCUCUCUCCCCUCGUGCACCAUCCCCGGAUGCAUCAAACCACCGGUGACAAGCUCUGAGGCUGUUACGAACAUUCUGCUAAUUAAUUAAUUGCUGCAGUUGGCUGGAGACAAUUUUUUUAGGCUUUUUUUUUUUUUUUAUUUUAGUAAAGUGUUUUGGAUUUUUUUUUUUUUUUUUAAAGUUAAGGUAGCAUUUUGGUUUAUGCAUGUAACCUGAAGAAAGUUUACAAGUGUAUAUCAGAAAAGGGAAGUUGUGCCUUUUAUAGCUAUUACUGUCUGGUUUUAGCAAUUUCCUUUAACUUUAUAUACCGUGAACUCGGCUUGUUCAUUUUUUCUUACAUAAUUUUUUUGUAAUACUUCAAGAUGCCUAUUGUACAGCUGGUUUUUUAAGGUGGGGCAGCUCGUAGCUUUCCUAAACGACCUCUAGACAGUAAAUCCUCGAGUAGAUUCGUGUGAAAAAGGGUUGGGCUUUUCUAACCUAAUCGCUUUCAACUGUCAAAGCGGCUACAAAAAUUUGGCUUUUUUAAAGGGCCAGGGUGGGUGGGAGAACACUCUCAAAUCUCAUUUCAGUAGAUCCAAAUGAAACGAAUCCUUUUGGUAUAUUGCAGAAAUGUUGGAUAUGCAGAUUCAUAGAAAAUUAACCCAGUCCUCACUGGAUGUAAAUGAGCAGGUUAUUUUAUAUAUUGAAAAAAAAAAAAAAAAAAAAAAGAAGCCUGAUUUUUGCAUAUGAUGCAACAGCCAUAACGCAAAGAGUCAUGGGCUGCAUUGAUGCCAAGAAGAUCAGUCCUGACUGCCCAUCAGGAAAUUUUCAUGAAAAUAUGCAUAGCUUCAGAAAAGUUUACUACUGUGUGGAGAAACUCACAUUUUCUAUACACUUAAACCUGUCAUCACACGAGUAUAUCUGGAAACCCCCACGGACAGGGGAGGUGGACAUGUGAUUGCACCCAGUGGUUUGGGUUUGUUCUCCUGGACGGAUUCCAGAGUCCUCCUCUCCGGGGAGAUGUCCGAGCGGCCGCACGGCUGUGACUGGAUAUCCCAGCUCCAGACUCACCUGGUUAGAGACCCAAUUCCACAUCUCCACCCGUCACUGACUGCUCCAUCCUCUUUCCUGGAGAACAGGAAAGCUCCGCUACUGAGUUCGUGGUCUUAGAGUUGUCCGUCAAACUUUCUGUCUUUGUAAGGCUGCAGCCCUUCACACUGAAUUCCUGGCGUGCCAUAAAUUCCCAUAGGCCUUGUGGAUUUCUCCUUGUUGCCAUUGAUAAGGAUAUUUUCCGACGUUUAGAAGCUGUAGUAGCCUUUUCUACGUGCACCUUAACAAUUUUCUGUAUCUCAAAAUUGAAAUAUUUACUAAGCCACUCUAAAAUUUGAUUUUUACUCAAAGUGGCCAGAUUAUUUGUGUAAUAGAAAUGAGAAAGAUCAUCUGAGAAAAUACAAAACCUAAUAUAUUUUUAUAUUUAGUUAUAGUUUCAAAUAUGUAUAAUCGGUAUAUUCGCUGAUCCGAGAAAAGAAGGGAAGGGCUACUGCAGCUUUAAAAGCAAUUUAUUAAAUGAUUGUAAAAUAAGCUUGUAUAGUGUAUAAUAAGGAUGAUUUUUAGAUGACAGAUUGCUUUAUCAUGAUACAUGUAAUUAUAUUUUUUGUAGGGGUCACAAAUAGAUGAGUGGGAACCCGUUCUGUGUGGUUUGGCUGGAGGCAGCACCGGAGGCAUCGGUGUUCGUAUCCAAAGAAGUGCUUUGUUCCGAGGGGAAAACCUGUGCUCCGUGGGUGUUUGUAGGGUUGGGUUUGUGUUUAUUGAAUCACUGUGUAAAAAUUCCUGUUGGCUUUGGGGUGGGAUGCUCCUAUCUGUAUGGUCGGGAACUGCUCCCGAGGCAUGGCUGAACCAGAGCCCUGCUGCAAAAACCGUCAGCCAGGACACCCAGCUCUGAACUCCCCCCGGGGGAAUUUCAUACACAGCCUCGCUCCCACAGCAAAAACAGCUUCAAAAUUGGGCAAUAAUCCACAUCCAGGUGCCAGCAAUAUGUAAAUACAGAGCAUGGGGUGUCCACAGCACAUUUCUACUUUCAGCAAACAUUGGUUUCCAACUGAAAUAGGAAACUCAAAUUCUCCUUUCUUAAAUCUCUUUUUGAAUGCUAUACCUAUUAAAAAGGAUCCUAUAUUCAGUACUUUGGAGUAAAAUAGCACCUUUAAUAAAAGAAAAUAAUCAUUCUCUCCUUU